GACAAGGCUGUUUCCCAUUUGUGAGGUGGGGGCUGCGAAAGCAGCCGCGCUUCCGACUGGUUCCGGUUUCCUUCCCUCCUCAGCUCUCUUAGGUGGGCUCGCGGUCUAGUAUUCGCCGCCGCCUGUCGGGCCCGGCGUCUGGUCGGUCUUCCUCGCUUGUGCGCGCGCUCGCCCGCCAGCCGCGGAGAGCCAGAGCAGCCGGGGAAGCGGCGCGGGCCGGGCGGGGCGCGGCGCCCGGAGCGCAGGGGGAGACAAAGCGAAGCCGGCCCCUUCUCCCGGCACCGAGAUGUGGAUCCAGGUUCGCACCAUCGACGGCUCCCAGACGCGCACCAUUGAGGACGUGUCUCGGAAAGCCACAAUUGAGGAGCUGCGCGAACGGGUGUGGGCGCUGUUCGACGUGCGGCCCGAGUGCCAGCGCCUCUUCUACCGGGGCAAACAGUUAGAAAAUGGAUAUACUUUAUUUGAUUAUGAUGUUGGACUGAAUGAUAUAAUUCAGCUGCUAGUUCGUCCAGACCCUGACCUUCCUAGCACAUCUAAACAGACUGAUGUACAGGCCAAACCCUGUUCUAAUAGUCCACCUAAAGUAAAGAAAACCCCAAGGGUGGGACCUUCCGGUCAGCCGUCUACAUCAACUCGUGAUUUUCUUAUUGAUCCUGGCAUUGGACUAUACAAGGUAAAUGAAUUGGUGGAUGCCAGAGAUGUCGCCCUUGGUGCUUGGUUUGAAGCACGUAUACAUAGUGUUACUAGAGCUUCUGAUGGACACUCACGUGGCAAAACUCCACUGAAGAAUGGCAGUUCUUAUAAAAGGACUAAUGGAAAUAUAAAUCAUAAUUCCAAAGAGAACACAAAUAAAUUGGACAAUGUACCCUCUACGUCUAACUCAGAUUCUGUUGCUGCUGAUGAAGACGUAAUUUAUCAUAUCGAGUAUGAUGAAUAUCCGGAAAGUGGUACUGUAGAAAUAAAUGUCAAGGAUCUUCGACCACGAGCUAGAACCACUUUGAAAUGGAAUGAACUAAAUGUCGGUGAUGUGGUCAUGGUUAAUUACAAUGUAGAAAGUCCUAGUAAUAGAGGAUUUUGGUUUGAUGCAGAAAUUACCACACUGAAGACGAUCUCAAGGACCAAAAAGGAACUUCGUGUGACUGUUUUCUUGGGGGGUUCUGAAGGAAAAUUAAAUGACUGUCAGAUAAGAUUCAUAAAUGAAAUCUUCAAGAUCGAGAAACCUGGAGCCCAUCCUCUUUCAUUGGCAGAUGGAAAGUUUUUAAGUAUGGAUUUUUCUUACGGGCUGAGACUGCAUUUAUUGUUCAUGAUUGCCAUUUUAACUGGCCAGGGAAUAACUUUUGAGAAAGAUAAAAUCUCAACCCUUGCCAUCUAUGACCUGCCCCCGACUACUUUUAUGUUCUUCAGAACGUAUUGUCCUUCCUGUAAAACUGAUUCUAGUGAAGUUGUAAAGGCUGGUGAAAGACUCAAGAUGAGUAAAAAGAAAGCAAAGAUGCCAUCAGCUAGUACUGAAAGCCGAAGAGACUGGGGCAGGGGAAUGGCCUGUGUUGGUCGCACUAGAGAAUGUACUAUUGUUCCUUCUAAUCAUUAUGGACCUAUUCCUGGAAUUCCUGUUGGAUCGACUUGGAGAUUUAGAGUUCAGGUGAGCGAAGCGGGUGUCCAUAGGCCCCAUGUUGGUGGAAUUCAUGGUCGAAGUAAUGAUGGAGCUUACUCUCUUGUCCUGGCUGGUGGAUUUGCGGAUGAAGUAGACCGAGGUGAUGAAUUCACAUACACUGGGAGUGGUGGUAAAAAUCUUGCUGGUAAUAAAAGAAUUGGUGCACCAUCAGCUGAUCAAACAUUAACAAACAUGAACAGGGCAUUGGCCCUAAACUGUGAUGCUCCAUUGGAUGAUAAAAUUGGAGCAGAGUCUCGGAAUUGGAGAGCUGGUAAGCCAGUCAGAGUGAUACGCAGUUUUAAAGGGAGGAAGAUCAGCAAAUAUGCUCCUGAAGAAGGCAACAGAUAUGAUGGCAUUUAUAAGGUGGUGAAAUACUGGCCAGAGAUUUCAUCAAGCCAUGGAUUCUUGGUUUGGCGCUAUCUUUUAAGGAGGGAUGAUGUUGAACCUGCUCCUUGGACCUCAGAAGGAAUAGAACGGUCAAGGAGACUAUGUCUACGUUUACAGUAUCCAGUAGGUUACCCUUCAGAUAAGGAAGGGAAGAAGACUAAAGGACAGUCAAAGAAGGCCAGUGGAGCCCCAAAAAGGCCAUCUACAGAUGAUGAUUGUCCAAGUGCCUCCAAAGUACCGAAAGCAUCAGAUUCAGCAGAAGCAGUUGAGGCUUUCCAACUAACCCCUCAACAACAACAUCUAAUCAGAGAAGAUCAUCAAAACCAGAAGCUAUGGGAUGAAGUUCUUGCAUCUCUUGUGGAAGGACCAAAUUUUCUGAAAAAAUUGGAACAAUCUUUUAUGUGUGUCUGCUGCCAGGAGCUAGUUUACCAGCCUGUGACAACAGAUUGCCUCCACAAUGUCUGUAAAGAUUGCUUACAGCGCUCCUUUAAGGCUCAAGUGUUCUCCUGCCCUGCUUGCCGGCACGAUCUUGGCCAGAAUUACAUCAUGAUUCCCAAUGAGGUUCUGCAGACUCUACUUGACCUUUUCUUCCCUGGCUACAGCAAAGGACGAUGAUUUGUCUACUUCUACUGUGUUGCUCCCCGUGGCUUUUUGGACAAUAAAGAAUCUAAAAUGGUUGGGGUGGGGGGGGGUGGAAGCAAUGGUGGACCAUAUCUCUCACGUUCUGAAGCAGCUAAUCCUCUUUCCUACGUAGCCAUCAUCUUGUGUGUGUAGUAAGAGGCCCAUUUCUCAACUGUCUUUUAAAUAUCAAAAGGUAGUUCUUGUCAGUUUAACAACUAGUUUUAAUGAGUAAAAAGUCAAAGCCUCAGCUCUAGUUGAUAUCCAAGUUAUGAUUUAUUUUGCAACUACCUCAGGACAGAAAAGAUUUAUGGGGAUUUUUUAAAUCAUUGAAUAAUUAGUUAAAUGAAGUUUUAGCUACACACUGCCUCCCAAAUAUUAGUUGUGCCUGGUUCAUGUAAUUUGAUUUUCAGAAAAGGAAGUGACACUUGAGAUUGUUGGAAUGAACGCAGCUUCUGUAGUGUGCAUAAUACAUUUUUAAUGUCUUCUUCCAUUACAGUGUGUGUUUUGCAGGACAGGUUCAUUUUUUUUAGCCAAUUUUGUGAGCUCCAUUGUGCUUUCUUCUGGUGUUUUAUGCAAGCUGACUACUAAUGAAAACAAUAUGAAUGCAUUGUUGCUGCAUUAGUGUAAUGUGGUGUGGUUUUGCACUUAAAAGAGGUAUUCAGAUGAUCUAGUUGUAAAUGUUCAUGUGAAAAGCCUCUUCUGUACUAGUCAAACUGCUUUUAGUGAGUCUCACCAGUGGUUUUACAUCUGCAGAGCAUUGAGGACUGGGCUGACUUUUUGAGAGGAUUGAAAUUGCUUCAUAUUGUGAUCCUAAAUUUUAUAUUCACUAUAUUCCCUAAAAUAUACCUUAAUAAAUAUUUUAUGACCAGAAAAA
Messenger RNA from Lagenorhynchus albirostris (white-beaked dolphin), 3533 nucleotides. RefSeq names its product ubiquitin like with PHD and ring finger domains 2 (gene UHRF2). Gene Ontology annotation, molecular function: protein binding; ubiquitin protein ligase activity. The record is from RefSeq and is a predicted model, not a curated record. Gene Ontology annotation, biological process: negative regulation of gene expression via chromosomal CpG island methylation; protein ubiquitination. The transcript is spliced from 16 exons. Bases 287 to 2653 code for a protein of 788 amino acids. Lineage: Eukaryota; Metazoa; Chordata; Mammalia; Artiodactyla; Delphinidae.